UCAGGGUUCUCUAUUACGUGCUAAAUCCCUAAACUUCUAUUUGAUUUUGACUUUCUUCCGUGGUUUUGUGCUUCAGAGCAAUCUUCUUGCUUCGCCUUCUCGUCGCCGCCGGACACUGUUGCUUCUGUUCUUCUUCUCUUUUAAGUCUGGUGACGCGUUGGACUGCUAUCUGGUGUCUAGUUUCCUCUGUCUGGUCUUCUCUUCCGAUGCAAAUCUCGCCUUUAUGCCAAUCGCCUCCUCACCAGCUGCCGCAAAACGGUGUCAUGCGACAUUAAGUUUCGAUUUUCAACAUUUAUUGAUUCGAAAAUGCGUCUGACUUUUUACGUGAUCAGACAUUGUUAGUGGUCCUUGUAGCAGCUGAAUGAUUAUAAAGGGUCCUCCACGUCUGGAUCUGUUUUGGGCAUGUCAUGGACAUUUUCUAAACAUAAAAGAAGAGAAGUGCCUGUUCAUUUAGUUUCUAUUCACAGGCUAGUUUCUAAACAUAUGUGUAUGAGAUGGGUUCUCGAGAAAGGCCAUUUUUUGAUCUCAAUGAACCACCUGCAGUGUAUGAUGAUGAGAAGGAUGACCCCUUUUGUUUUCAGCCUCAGAAGACACUCCCAUUUACAAGUCCCCAUGCUCCUGACUUGAAUGUGGCAUCAGCGGAAAUCCAAGGGGUAGUAAAAACUCAGGUCUUUUUGCAUGCAUCUUCUUUCUCUGAAAUUCAUCCAUUUGUUCGGUCUAAAACCACCUAUGUACCUGAGGAAUAUGCUGAAUUGGUGGGAGCAGAUCAGAAAACAAAGAAUUAUUCGUUAUCUAAGCAUGUUAAAGAUGAGGAUAUGAGAGUCAUGGAGCCAAAGGCACUAAGUUCUGCAAAUUCUCAAUUUGUGGAGAGAGAAGAAGGGGAAUGGUCUGAUGCUGAGGGCUCUGGUGAUGUGAAUGUCUGUAGUAAUUUGCUUCAACAAGGCAGAACUUCUGAAGAGCAAGCCAUAUCUGGAAUGGCAGAAGGAUGUGUUGCAGUAGCAGUGGGCAAAGUUUCUGAUGGUCCACCUGUUGAAAAGAGUAGUUACGCUUCUAUCAAUGUUGAAACAGGUCCCCAUGAACAGAAAAUUAAUGGUAUCCAGAAUUCUGAGUGCAUUGUAAAAGGUGAACCUUCUGCAAACACACCAGAUGAACCUAGUACAAUUCCAAAGCAAAAAGAAGUGAAGGGUAUUGAAGCAAUCCAUGCACUUAGGUGUGCAAAUAAUCCUGGAAAGAGGAAGAUGGACCAACGCAAAGAGGAAAUGUUGGGUAAGAAACGUAAUAGGCAAAUUGUGGUUCUUAAUUUGGAAGAUGCAAUGCAAGCAGGUCCUAUUAAAACCUCAACACCAAGAAGGCAGGCUUCCUCAUCAUCUGCUGUAAAUCGUGGUGUAAAGGAAGUCCAUAAUAUUCCUGCGCCAAUUGAUCGUGUUGGAAUAGUCAAGGAUCACAAACAAGUUGACAUAUCUUCUAGUGAAGGAGGCUCCCAUGCUGAUGCUUAUGAACCUAACUGUAAUGGUGAUAUUUAUGAACAAUUAGGUUGGCCUAAGAGGCAAAAUAGUGAACAUGUACAUUCCGUAGAAGUCAAUUUGAAUCAUGUUUCAAGACAGAGUUCAUGGAAACAGUCAACUGAUUUGAGGCAGCAGAAAAAUGUACAAGUUUCUAAUAAGAAGUUGGUAUUGACUGGUCAGAGCUCUAGUGAUAUGAAGCCUGGAAAUAAAAAACAUUUUUCUAUCAAGAAGCAAACUCCUGUGACCACUUUAUCUCAGGACACGUCAGUAGAACGCCUUAUACGGGAGGUGACCAGUGAAAAGUUUUGGCAUCGCCCAGAGGAGACUGAGCUACAGUGUGUACCGGGCCAAUUUGAAUCAGUGGAAGAGUAUGUUAGAGUAUUUGAGCCUUUGCUUUUUGAGGAAUGCCGUGCUCAGCUGUACAAUACGUGGGAAGAAUUAAUAGAGACAGUAUCAAGGGAUACACACAUAAUGGUUCGUGUGAAGACCAAUGAACCUAGAGAAAGAGGAUGGUAUGAUGUGAAAGUUCUUCCAGUACAUGAAACCAAAUGGACAUUCAAGGAGGGUGAUGUUGCAAUUCUUUCAUUUCCAAGGCCUGGUUCAGUUAGAGCCAAGCGGAGCAGUGCAUCUUUACAGGGUGAAAAUGAGCCAGAGAUUACUGGACGUGUAGUGGGUACAAUUAGGCGACACAUACCCAUAGAUACACGGGAUCCUCCUGGUGCAAUUCUCCAUUAUUAUGUUGGGGACUCUUGUGACCCAAGCAAGGUUGAUGAUGAUCAUAUCUUAAGAAAGCUUCAAGGAGGAAGCAUAUGGUACCUCACUGUGCUUGGUUCUCUGGCUACAACACAGAGGGAGUAUGUUGCUUUACAUGCAUUUCGUCGUUUAAAUGUGCAGAUGCAAACUGCAAUUCUACGGCCGAGUCCUGAACAUUUCCCAAAAUAUGAGCAACAGACACCAGCUGUUCCGGAUUGCUUCACACAGAGUUUUGUUGAGCAUCUGCAUAGAACCUUCAAUGAACCCCAGCUUGCUGCAAUCCAAUGGGCAGCAACUCACACUGCUGCUGGUACAAGUAGUGGGACCACUAAGAGGCAGGAUCCUUGGCCCUUUACCCUUGUUCAAGGGCCUCCAGGAACAGGAAAGACACAUACAGUCUGGGGAAUGCUAAAUGUCAUCCACCUGGUGCAGUAUCAACACUACUACACCUCCUUGCUUAAGAAACUAGCCCCUGAAAGCUACAAGCAAGCUAACGAGAGCAAUUCAGAAAAUGUGCCUAUGGGAUCAAUUGAUGAAGUUCUUCAAAACAUGGACCAGAAUCUUUUCCGUACUCUACCAAAAUUUUGCCCAAAACCAAGAAUGCUGGUCUGUGCUCCUUCCAAUGCUGCCACUGAUGAGCUUCUUGCGCGUGUUCUGGAUCGUGGAUUUAUUGAUGGAGAAAUGAAAGUUUAUAGGCCUGAUGUUGCUCGAGUUGGGGUUGAUUCUCAGACACGUGCUGCACAGGCAGUUUCUGUUGAGCGUAGAACUGAGCAGCUUUUGAUCAAAAGUCGUGAAGAAAUUCUAGGGUGGUUGCAUCAAUUAAAGAAUCGUGAGGCACAGUUAUCUCAGCAGAUAAGCUGUCUUCAAAGAGAACUUAAUGUUGCUGCUGUUGCUGUUUGUUCACAGGGGUCUGUAGGAGUAGACCCUGAUGUUCUUAUGGCCCGAGACCAGAAUCGAAAUACAUUGCUACAAAACCUUGCAGCUGCCGUUGAAAGCAGGGAUAAAGUAUUGGUGGAGAUGUCUCGCCUUCUUAUUUUAGAAAGCAGGUUCCGUCCUGGUAGUAGUUUCAAUUUAGAAGAGGCCCGUGCUAAUCUUGAGGCAAGCUUUGCGAAUGAGGCUGAGAUAGUUUUUACUACUGUCUCUAGCAGUGGUCGUAAGUUGUUCUCACGCCUUACCCAUGGUUUUGAUAUGGUGGUCAUUGAUGAGGCAGCUCAGGCCAGUGAGGUGGCAAUUCUUCCUCCUCUCUCUCUUGGUGCAGCUCGAUGUGUUCUUGUUGGAGAUCCCCAGCAACUUCCUGCCACAGUUAUCAGCAAGGCAGCUGGCACAUUGAUGUAUAGUAGGAGUCUCUUUGAAAGGUUCCAACAGGCAGGGUGCCCAACAAUAUUGUUGUCUGUGCAAUAUAGAAUGCAUCCUCAGAUCCGAGAGUUCCCCUCCCGUUACUUUUACCAAGGACGCCUUGCUGAUAGUGAGAGUGUGGCUAAGUCGCCUGAUGAGGCAUACUACAAGGACCCUUUACUUAGACCUUAUUUAUUUUUUGAUAUUAGUCAUGGACGAGAGUCUCACCGGGGUGGAUCAGUUUCUUAUCAAAACGUACAUGAAGCACAGUUUUGCCUCCGAUUGUAUGAACAUCUCCAGAAAACAUUGAAAACUUUGGGCGUAGGAAAAAUCAGUGUUGGAAUAAUUACUCCUUACAAGCUGCAGUUGAAAUGCCUCCAGCGUGAGUUUGAGGAAGUGCUAAAUUCAGAAGAAGGGAAAGACAUAUAUAUUAACACUGUAGAUGCUUUCCAAGGUCAGGAACGUGAUGUCAUUAUAAUGUCUUGUGUGCGGGCAUCCAAUCAUGGGGUUGGCUUUGUUGCAGAUAUUCGUCGGAUGAAUGUUGCCCUUACCCGUGCAAGGAGAGCUCUUUGGGUUAUGGGAAAUGCUAAUGCAUUGGUGCAGUCCGAUGACUGGGCUGCAUUAAUUGCUGAUGCAAAAUCCCGAAAUUGCUUAAUGGGCAUGGACUCUCUUCCCAAGGACUUUCUGGUUCCCAAAGUACCAGCUUAUGCACCGUUGCCUGGCAAGGGUUCUUUAAAUACAAGGAACUUGAGAUCAAGUGGACCAAGGUAUAGAUCAAUGGACUUGCAAAUGGAAUCCAGGCCAGAAACAGUACCUGAAGAUGAAGAGAAGACAGGCACAUCAUCGAGCUUCAGAAAUGGGUAUCAUCGCCCCUUAAGGUAUUCAAGGGAGAACUCUGGAUGAUUUUUAAUAAUCCAGGUGAUAAAUCUAGGGAUGGCUGGUGUUUUGAUGGAAAAAGAGACGUUUAUCCAAAGUUCAUUGGCAAAUUCUCCUCCUGUAUCUUGAGGGAUCCUCAUGGGCGGUGAUUUGUCGAUCAUGUGAUCUCGCCGUGGCAUUUGCCCUCGGAUUGCCAGGGGUUUGUCAAUCUGCCUGAGCUUUAUGAGAGCCAGAUGCACAAGCUUGAAGAAUGCAAUGUGCAUAAAACCAGCCACGUUGCCAUGUUGAUAUGGAGGUAAAAAAUGAGGCAUCUUGCGGUGUCAAGCUAAAAUGGCAGGAGAAAACUCAAUUUUGGAUGAAUAUGGAAAGAGACCAAAUGAUUCCUUUCAAGGAUUGGUGGCAAUGUGGUGUCAAUGACUUGUACAUACUUUUAUUGUUUUAACUUUUAGCAAAUAAUGUGUCAUUUCAUAUUUGAAAAACAUAAGUGUAUCGCUUUGAAAUGAUUAAAGAAAGGAAAUAUUGGAAUUACUGACUUAUUUAA
Molecule: messenger RNA, 5010 nt
Organism: Prosopis cineraria
Lineage: Eukaryota; Viridiplantae; Streptophyta; Magnoliopsida; Fabales; Fabaceae
Product: helicase sen1-like
Exons: 8
Coding region: 495-4496 (1333 amino acids)
Molecular function (GO): helicase activity
Source: RefSeq, a predicted model, not a curated record